GGCAAACUGGAUGUAACUGUGAUCUACAACCAAUAAAUUUACAAGGGCAAACUGGAUGUAACUGUGAUCUACAACCAAUAAAUUUACAAGGGCAAACUGGAUGUAACUGUGAUCUACAACCAAUAAAUUUACAAGGGCAAACUGGAUGUAACUGUGAUCUACAACCAAUAAAUUUACAAGGGCAAACUGGAUGUAACUGUGAUCUACAACCAAUAAAUUUACAAGGGCAAACUGGAUGUAACUGUGAUCUACAACCAAUAAAUUUACAAGGGCAAACUGGAUGUAACUGUGAUCUACAACCAAUAAAUUUACAAGGGCAAACUGGAUGUAACUGUGAUCUACAACCAAUAAAUUUACAAGGGCAUACUGGAUGUAACUGUGAUCUACAACCAAUAAAUUUACAAGGGCAAACUGGAUGUAACUGUGAUCUACAACCAAUAAAUUUACAAGGGCAAACUGGAUGUAACUGUGAUCUACAACCAAUAAAUUUACAAGGGCAAACUGGAUGUAACUGA
Molecule: messenger RNA, 515 nt
Organism: Paramuricea clavata
Lineage: Eukaryota; Metazoa; Cnidaria; Anthozoa; Malacalcyonacea; Plexauridae
Source: the annotation of a GenBank genome assembly